Molecule: messenger RNA, 1034 nt
Organism: Entrophospora candida
Lineage: Eukaryota; Fungi; Glomeromycota; Glomeromycetes; Entrophosporales; Entrophosporaceae
Source: the annotation of a GenBank genome assembly
UGACCGAAGAACAAUUUAGCCAUACUGACAUUAAUUACGACCAUAACAUCAAAAACAAUGGUAUCGACGAGAAUGACCAAUCAAUAUAUAACCAAGAAUAUCCCUUUACGAUAGUGACAGCAUCAAGUUCAAAUCAUUAUUGUGCAAUACAAAGUUGGCUUUACUACAUGAAAGGAAUAUUAAACACAAUUCCAGUAUCUAAACGGCCCAGGAUUAUGGUUUAUGACAUUGGAUUGGCAAAUUAUCAAAGAAAAUGGAUAAGAGUCUUACUCGAGAAAAAGUACUUUACUGAAUUGAGAAAAUUUGAAUUUGAAAGGUAUCCAGCAUUUUGGAAAGUAGAUAAUGAGACAAGAGGCGAGUAUGCAUGGAAACCUGGUAUAAUAUCUGAGGUUAUUAGAGAUUAUCCUGGGCCAACGUUUUGGCUCGACUCUGGAACUUAUGUAUCACCAGGAUUUUUGAAACAAUUCAACCUCAUUUUGAACUAUUAUGAUGGAUUCUUUUCACCAAUAUCAUCUGGUUACAUACCAACAUGGACACAUCAAGGUGUUUUUGAUUAUUUUAAUGAUAAUGUAAAAAAAUAUUCAAGCCGUGCAAAUUGUAAUGGAGCAGCAAUAGCAUUUGAUUCAAAUAAAGUAAGACAUUUAAUGAAUAAUUGGGUAAAGUGUGCCCGAAUAAAACAAUGUAUAGCACCAGAAGGUAGCAACAGAACAAACCAUCGACAAGAUCAAGCAAUUUUAACAUAUCUGGCAGCAAGGGAAAAAAUGUUUUGUACAAAUAGGGUGGAAUUUUUUGGAUUGAGGACUCAUAUGGAUAAAGUAUGCGAAAAUAACAUUUAUUUCUAUGAAAAAUUGAACAAUAUUACCUGGUCUCCAACUAUACAAGAUUUGAAUGAGAUAGAAGAGGUGAAAGAGCUAGCACCUGAUCAUUAUAUCUAUGAUAUAUGGAAUCCUGGAGCUAAAGAAAAAAUGUUGGAUAGAAUUCGUGAAAACGAUAAAGAAAUAUAUAAUCAUUUUUUUAAUUUAGAUCAAGAUUAG